Messenger RNA from Acanthaster planci (crown-of-thorns starfish), 1500 nucleotides. RefSeq names its product low molecular weight phosphotyrosine protein phosphatase-like. NCBI's taxonomy places the organism in Eukaryota, Metazoa, Echinodermata, Asteroidea, Valvatida, Acanthasteridae. Gene Ontology annotation, molecular function: acid phosphatase activity; non-membrane spanning protein tyrosine phosphatase activity. Gene Ontology annotation, biological process: protein dephosphorylation. Gene Ontology annotation, cellular component: cytoplasm. The record is from RefSeq and is a predicted model, not a curated record.
GAUGCUGUUAACGAAGUGACGUCACUGACAUGGCUGCGCCCAUGUAAAAUACUGUUGAAACUUUCAACAUGUUCAACUCGGCCCUUGUGCUGGCCUAGCACUUCAGCCGGGCUGCCCUGAUAAUUAGCCGAGGCUACCAGCAACUUUGAAGAGGACAUCAUUGUUUCCAUUGUUGAUGAUGACAUGUAUGUUACCAAUAGUAUCAACACUUCAGGAUGGCUGAGUCCACAAGCAUGUCAAGGAAAUCUGUCCUCUUUGUUUGCCUCGGUAAUACAUGCCGAUCUCCACUAGCUGAAAAUAUGCUGUGUCACAUGUUAGAAGAAAAAGGUGUGCUUGCUGACUGGAAGGUGGAUAGUGCAGCUAUAUCAGAUUACAUGGUGGGUUGUGAAGUUAACCCCAGCUCCAAUCAUCAAUUGGAAAAGAACGGAAUAAAGAGAAGUCAGCAUAGAGCUAAACAGAUCACUCUCGAAGACUAUGAGAAUUUCCAUUACAUCUUUGGUUUUGAUGAAUAUAUCUUAGAGCAUUUGAUGAAAUGGAAACCAGCUUCAAGCACCAGCCUUAUUCGACUCUUGGGGGAUUUGGAUCCAGAAAGUGACCGUAUCAUUGCAGACCCAUAUUAUAUUGGUGAUGACGCAGCCUUUGAGAAGGUGUUUGCUCAAUGUAAACGAUGCUUGGAGGUGUUUGUUGAGGAGGUUUUAGGGAAAUGCAAAACUUGAGGAAGGGCUUUCUGUAUCAAGUCUUUACUCGUGAUUUGGGCUGUCAAUGUAUCAGUUUUCUACCUCUCUGAAAUGAAUACAAUGUAUACGGUUUAAAACCAGACAUUUCAUACUAAGUCUUGGAUGUUCUGUGUAGUACUGAAGUGAUUUACCAUUUUCUGGUAAAUAAAAAUUUUGCAUUAUACUUUAGUGCAAUUUUUUUUACUUUUGGACAUACAGUAGUCAAAUUUUGAAUAGUUACGGUAUAUUAUUUUUGGUCGGUUUUGUUGCAACAAAAUUUGCUAGGUGAGGGGCAUUUUGGGUGCAUACAUAUGUUCUGCAAUGGUACGUGUUGUGGGGUUUAUCUUGAUAUUUUAAUGUAAUGACUAUACUCAGGGAGUAUUUUUGAGACUCUGUGUAUGGGAGAAUUAUUUAAAAAUGCAUAGUCGUAUAUAGUCUUUCAUAACACAACUCUUUAAAGAAUAUAUUACAUCUCGAUGAAAGAGAAAACGAAAAAUAUGCAAGGCAUCAGGUUCUUGCUCUCGAGUACCUUAUGAACUUCCUUGUGUAUUAUUACAUAAAAGCUGGCAUUUGUAAGGUACCACAGAUUGGGCUUCAAGGACAGAAAAUGACAUCUUCUCUCCACAUGUGCAAUGCAAAUUGUGCCACCCGUUCGUAAGAGUUUAAAAUUUUUACAAGCUGUACUGGGUCUCAUCUAUUUUAAUUACGGGUGUGAGAAUUCAGCUGUUCAUCUGAUUUCAGCAUUUUAAGGUUAGAUGUUGACCCUGAAUUUCAACUUUUUUGU